This is a messenger RNA of Porites evermanni, 543 nucleotides long. The record is from the annotation of a GenBank genome assembly. NCBI's taxonomy places the organism in Eukaryota, Metazoa, Cnidaria, Anthozoa, Scleractinia, Poritidae.
AUGAUUAUAGCAGCAUGGUUAUUAGGAAUUCUUGUGACGCUGUUUCCCGCAGCCACGUACGAUGGAAUACGAGUCGACCUUAACGACACUCAUUACACUGUCAUAUGCCGAUAUGUUGAGCUUUUCUAUCCGUUCAAAAUAACACUUAUUCUCUUCCCAAUACAAUUCCUACUUCCCACUGUAUUCAUCAUAUACGUUAAUGUAUCUUUAAUAAGAACUGUAUGGAUAAAGCGUAAAAGACAACUUUCUUGUAAUAUGAACAAUGCGUUCAAGGCUCAUUUGAGAGCCACAAGAAUCAAAGGAAUAUCUCUUCUUAUAGCCCUGACAUUCGCCUUUAUUUUUCCCUUCUCUCUCUCUGUAGUCAAUGCAGCUUAUACACAGAUUGCUAAACCACAACGUGAUUUCUCAACUGACUAUAUGAUACGUUAUGGUUCUGGCAGUAUAGCAUUUUUAAACCCUCUGUUAAACGUCAUAAUUUACUUCGCUCAGAUGAAAGACUUUCGUGAAUUUUUGAGGAAGCGUUUUUUUCCGAAAAAGGAAUAA